AUGGCUCCGGCCAGAACACAAAUCAUAUCAAGACGCGGAAACCCGCAUGGGCCGAGGAAUGUGUGUCUCAUCGCGGCCAUGAUCAGUCGUGGGAACGGGGCCCGAUCGGGGCAACUAUUAAAGCCAGGGAUUGUUGGAUAUCGGGAUCGAUCGAUCGAUCCGGCCGCCGACUCACCGCGAGUGACGGUCGACAGACUUUCUGUGCCAACCCGGGUUGAGGAGUACGGUAGAUGUAGCUACCAAGGAAUACGGCCAGGGAAUACGGCCAGAGAAUACGGCCAGGGAAUACGGCCAGGGAAUACGGCCAAGGAUUAA
This is a messenger RNA of Bursaphelenchus okinawaensis, 315 nucleotides long. The record is from the annotation of a GenBank genome assembly. NCBI's taxonomy places the organism in Eukaryota, Metazoa, Nematoda, Chromadorea, Rhabditida, Aphelenchoididae.